AUGUCCAACGCAAGUGAUCAACAGACGAACGGAUCGUCGACGUUUGCCUUCAAGGCGGUGGACGGAAUAAACCUCUUGAUGGACGUGUACUCCCCAUCCUGUCAUCGUCCAUCAUACACGGCAGACGGUUCCAGCUGUCCAAUCGUAGUCUACUUCCACGGUGGUGGCUUGACCGUUGGCAACAGGAACAGCUGGUUUCCGCACUGGCUUUAUAGGCGAAUGACUGCCGCAGGGUGUGCAUUCGCUUCCGUCGAGUACCGCCUUGCACCGCCUUCUACCGGACAUGACAUCCUAACGGAUGUUCAAGACGCUUUUCACUUUGUAUUGCGCGAACUGAAUGGCCAUCUCUUGCAAAGAAACAACGGUCACAAUGCCGAAAUCACUACUCCUAUAUUCCAGAUCGACCCGGGACGCAUUGCUGUCGUCGGAACAAGUUCUGGAGGACUAUGCGCAUAUCUCGCUGCAAUGCACGCGGUGCCGAGCCCAAAGGUCAUCCUCUCUAUGUACGGUAUGGGCGGCGAUAUGCUGACAACCCACUACUUCAUGCCAAAGCAGGAAGUCUUCUUUCGCGGGCGCGAACUUCUUGACCCGGCACGCUUCUCUGAGUAUCUGUACCCCGCCUGUCGCCGUCUACCUGCCACUGCGAACUCUCCGUUAGCUUAUCAUCCACCUUCCUCGCCAACGCCGGGCUAUCCUGCUAAUCCACGUAUGCAGCUCGCGCGCUUAUACUUCCAGCUAGGCACCUACCUGGACUAUUACACGGGCCACCAUGAACCGAGCCUUAGUGCUGCCCUGCAAGGAGCCGCCAACACACCCUCACACUCCGGGCGAGAAUUGGACGCCGAUAUGUUGAUGUCUCUUAUUCCAAGCGAUCUGCUCCACUUGUUCCCGCAGUAUUCCAUAUCGAAAUCGACAACGGGACUUCGCCGCUGGCCUGCGACCUUCCUGGUACAUGGCACAGCUGACACGGCUAUCCGCGCGGACGAGUCUCGCAACCUUCACGCCAUUUUACGGCGCGCAGACGUGGAUGUUACGCUCCGAUUGGUCGAAGGGGAGGAACACUCUUUCGACUAUGUGCAGGAUGCCGAGGGGUUGUUCGGCGGGGAAGGAGGAUUAUUUGACGAAGCCUCCGACUUCCUCCUUCGCCAUCUGGGUGUCACAGGGGCUCAACCGUGA
Molecule: messenger RNA, 1176 nt
Organism: Fomitopsis serialis
Lineage: Eukaryota; Fungi; Basidiomycota; Agaricomycetes; Polyporales; Fomitopsidaceae
Product: alpha/beta-hydrolase
Exons: 3
Coding region: 1-1176 (391 amino acids)
Molecular function (GO): hydrolase activity
Source: RefSeq, a predicted model, not a curated record